This is a messenger RNA of Canariomyces notabilis, 843 nucleotides long. Its product is annotated as glycoside hydrolase family 16 protein. Gene Ontology annotation, molecular function: hydrolase activity, hydrolyzing O-glycosyl compounds. The coding region runs from base 1 to 843 and encodes 280 amino acids. NCBI's taxonomy places the organism in Eukaryota, Fungi, Ascomycota, Sordariomycetes, Sordariales, Chaetomiaceae. The record is from RefSeq and is a predicted model, not a curated record. Gene Ontology annotation, biological process: carbohydrate metabolic process. The transcript is spliced from 3 exons.
AUGAAGCCUCUCACCACUCAUCUCGCAGCCAGCCUGCUGCUAGUAGCAGCGCACGGCUUCCUCCCCUACCAUCCCGCCCUCGCCAAACACAUCAUGAUCCCCGCCACCAGCUUCACCUCCCAAUCCGCCUUCGCCACCGACUGGAACCACAACUACCCCUGGGGCACCGACCACAACGGCGCAGCCCGAAUGACACCAUCUCAAGUCCGCCUCGACCCGUCCUCGGGCACACUAACCCUCACCGCACGACGCGUCAGCGGCGAAAAACCCGCUUCGCACGGCGGCAAACAGAUCCCCAUCCGCUACCUCUCCGGCGCUGUCCACGCAAAGGAGCAUUUCAACGUAUCCCGUGGAGGCGGGUACGAUUUCUCGGCCGAGUUCAAGGCUACCACGACCCGGGGCACCUGGCCGGCGUUUUGGUUGACGGGGGUUAAGGGCUGGCCGCCCGAGAUCGACAUGGCCGAGUGGAAAGGGUCGGGCAAGAUCUCGUUUAAUACGUUCAAUACGUCCUCGCAGGUGCGGGCGAGGGAUGUGGAGUAUCCGAAUCCGGGCGAGUUUCAUGCUAUCCGGUGUGAGGUAAGGGAUGCGGGGAAUGGAAGGGAUGUGAGUGUGAGGUUUUUUAUGGACGGGAGGCUUGUUGAGACGCAGUAUGGGAGGGGGUUCGUGGGGCAGGCUAUGUAUUUGUCCGGAACUUGGAAGUUUGGAGUUAUAAUUCAUGACGGAGGUCAGGCACUACUAGGAGACUCAUCCCUCGGAGGCUCGUCCCCUAACCUAAGGCUACCUUGCCUAAGGCCUGAGUUUUGUUUCCUCGGUUCCGGGCACGGCUCGCCCGGCUUGCUUUGA